This is a messenger RNA of Meriones unguiculatus (Mongolian gerbil), 1746 nucleotides long. Its product is annotated as eyes absent homolog 3-like. Gene Ontology annotation, cellular component: nucleus. The record is from RefSeq and is a predicted model, not a curated record. The transcript is spliced from 15 exons. NCBI's taxonomy places the organism in Eukaryota, Metazoa, Chordata, Mammalia, Rodentia, Muridae. Gene Ontology annotation, biological process: positive regulation of DNA repair; negative regulation of extrinsic apoptotic signaling pathway in absence of ligand; anatomical structure development. Gene Ontology annotation, molecular function: protein tyrosine phosphatase activity.
AUGAAGUCCAAGUCCAAGCUUAUAGUUCUCCUCGCUGCGUUAAGUCCUAUGGUCAUACAACAAAGCGUCGAGCACGCGGGCCCCAGGGAGUCGGCGCCAGCCCUCGGCGGGCGGAGGGACGAGGCCGCGCCUUUCUCCGCCCCAGCAGCGGGCAGGGCCUCCGGGUUCGGGCGGCACGGGGUGGGGCUUGGUAGGCGACCCCGUAGCCUACUUCCGGUUCCUAGGGAUGCGCAUCCGGGUCGCGCUCAGGCCGCGGUGUCCGCCCCUCUGUUGGUUCCAGAGCGGGUCCGAGGCGGUCCCUUGCGGCGCCGCGGGGCGUCUGCAGCCUCUGUUUGUGAAGACUGCAGAGACCUGCAGUCCAGUCACUUAAGAUUGUGGUCCUCAUGGAAGAAGAACAAGACCCACCAGAGCAACCGUCAAGUAAACAACCCGGAUGUCAGUGAUCAGAAGCCUGAGACAUCCAGCCUUGCAUCAAAUCUUAGCAUGUCAGAAGAAAUUAUGAUUUGUACGGAUUACAUCCCUCGUUCAUCCAGUGAUUAUACCUCACAAAUGUACUCUGCAAAGUGCACUGUGGCCAGGUGUGAAAGCUGGAAGUGCUUUAAUGCAGACUCCAUCUCCAAGUCGACACAGUGUUCUUACCUGCACUACAGGGUUAGCCACAGGCCAGCCACGCCCGCACAUUAUUCUCAUCCCAGUCAAGCUUCAAGCACAAAUGCCAGCCUGAUAUCCACUUCAUCCGCAAUUGCCAAUAUUCCGGCAGCAGCUGUGGCCAGCAUCUCAAAUCAGGAUUAUCCUACCUAUACUAUUCUUGGACAGAAUCAGUAGCAGGCCUGCUACCCUAGCUCCAGCUUUGGAGUUGCAGGCCAAACUAACAGUGAUGCUGAGAAUACCACAUUAGCGGCUACCACGCACCAGACAGAGAAGCCUAGUGCUGUAGUACCAGCCCCACAGCGGCUUCCCUCUGCAGACUCGUCUACAAGCCCGUCUUUGUCCCAGAAUACACCAAAUAAAGAUGCUGAUGAUCAGUCCCGGAAAAACAUGACUGUCAAGAACCGAGGCAAGAGGAAAGCCGAUGCCGGUUCUUCCCAGGACAGUGAAUUAGAACGGGUAUUUCUCUGGGACUUGAAUGAAACCAUCAUCAUAUUUCAUUCCCUUCUUACUGGAUCCUGUGCUCAGAAGUAUGGAAAGGAUCCAACAGUAGUAAUUGGCUCAGGUUUAACAAUGAAAGAAAUGAUUUUUGAAGUGGCUGAUACACAUCUGUUUUUCAAUGACUUGGAGGAGUGUGACCAGGUGCAUGUGGAAGAUGUGGCUUCUGAUGACAAUGGCCAGGAUCUGAGCAACUGUAGUUUCUCAACAGAUGGUUUCAGUGGUUCAGGAGGCAGUGGUAGCCAUGGUUCAUCUGUGGGUGUUCAGGGAGGCGUGGACUGGAUGAGGAAACUGGCCUUCUGAUACCUGAAAGUGAGAGAAAUCUACGAUAAGCAUAAAAGCAGUGUGGGUGAGGAAGGGUUCAGUGAAGACAGUGCAGAUGAAAAAAGUAGAGUGACCAAGGCACUUAAUGCCUCCGUGAGGCUUUUCUCCCUGGACAUCUGCAGCAGUGUCAUUCUGACUUGCCAAAGCCAGAUGAUCAAGAACGCUGAAGGUUAUGCUUAUGGAGACUUAGCACAGCCUGGAGUUCACCAGUCCAUAAUGUUGGGAUGUGAGAAAACUGUGGAGCAGCUGUGGUGUGCACAGAUCCAGCCAAUGUAA